This is a messenger RNA of Drosophila ananassae, 4229 nucleotides long. It is a transcript of the gene Task6, whose product is annotated as two pore potassium channel protein sup-9. The record is from RefSeq and is a predicted model, not a curated record. Gene Ontology annotation, biological process: stabilization of membrane potential; potassium ion transmembrane transport. Gene Ontology annotation, cellular component: membrane. The transcript has 10 exons. Lineage: Eukaryota; Metazoa; Arthropoda; Insecta; Diptera; Drosophilidae. Gene Ontology annotation, molecular function: potassium ion leak channel activity. The coding region runs from base 1061 to 2317 and encodes 418 amino acids.
GGGAGAGACGGCAAAGGACGAGGAGAAGACGGAGGAGGAAACAGGAUCCAUCCAGCAGCCGACUGUCAGUUUUGUGCGCCGGAGCAGAGCUUACGCUUUUACGUUUACUGUCCGUCGAGAGCGCGUGCAUUGCGGAUGGGACGCGAAAGUGAGUUAUCCUUAUUCGCUGGCGACAUAACUAGGACCCACAAGGAGCCAAAUUAUUGUAGUGAAAAAAAUUGUGGGCCGCGGCAGCAUUUUCGUGCAAUUAAAGUGACAAAUCAAAGGAUCUGCUGUGGAAAAUUACGCCAGCAAAUUGCGCCCGAAAGGAUGCGGGAUGUUGUGUAUGUGCUUGAGUGAAGCCGAAGGACGCCGCCACAUCAACAGCCUUACUCGGAAAUAGUUUCCUCGGAUGAAUUAUUCAGUUUCGCUGUGAUGCAGCACGUCAGUGACAGCAACAGCAACAGUAACAGCAACAGCCAGAAGCACCAACAGAAUCCUUGGGAGACCCGUCGCCCGCCAGCUAUGAAGAACUGAAACUGAAAUUGGAACUGCAAGUGCAGGAUGGCAGCAAGCAGCAAGAGCAGUGGAACCACAAAUAACGCAAGGACAUGGACGGCACAGCGCACACGACGAGGACAAAGGCCCACGGCCUGUGACUGCGAGUGCUUCUGCAACAGAAAUAAACGCCACCACCUCCUCCUUCUCAGCUAGCUGGCUAACUUUAGCCAGGACCCAACACCACCCCCGAGUGAUAUUAUUUUUAAUGAAAUCAAAGUGCUAAGUGAGUUUGCCGAAAAAGCAGAGACUACAAACUAUAUAUACGACCGAACCGAGCUAGAGAUUGUGCUUAACACAAUUUGAUAAGUUUGUCCUUUGACACGAAGAAACGGCGAAAGACGGAAAGGUGGAAGGAAUUGGCACAAAGGACAUAUGGAAGAAGGCGACCAGGUGAAAUCCACCCAGGUGAGCACCUGCAUCCGGGAGAAGACGAGAAAAGUGUACCAUAAGCGGAGGCGACGCCACUGAAUGCUGCAUCCGCAUCCAUCAAUCAACGACCACAUACUCGCCUAAAUGAAGAAUGAAGAAACAAAAUGUGCGCACGAUAUCCUUGAUCGUGUGUACAUUUACCUACUUGCUAGUCGGCGCCGCUGUCUUUGACGCACUCGAAUCGGAAACGGAAAAGCGUCGCUGGGAGGCACUGCAAGAUGCCGAGGACAUGAUAAUACGCAAAUACAAUAUCUCGCAGGAGGACUUCAAAGUCAUGGAGACUGUGGUGCUCAAAUCGGAAUCGCACAAGGCCGGCCAGCAGUGGAAGUUCACUGGUGCAUUUUAUUAUGCAACCACGGUGCUAACCACCAUCGGCUAUGGACACUCCACCCCCAGCACAGUGGGCGGGAAGCUCUUCACCAUGUGCUAUGCCAUAGUGGGGAUUCCCCUGGGCCUCGUUAUGUUCCAGAGCAUCGGAGAAAGAGUGAAUAGACUGAGCAGCUAUGUUAUCAAAGCGGUCCGCACCUCGCUGCGCUGCAAACGGACCGUCGCCUCUGAGGUGGACCUCAUCUGUGUUGUGACCACACUCAGUUCGCUGACGAUAGCCGGCGGAGCUGCGGCCUUUUCGAGAUUUGAGGGUUGGAGUUACUUUGAUUCAGUAUAUUACUGUUUUAUUACUUUAACUACAAUAGGAUUUGGCGACAUGGUAGCCCUGCAAAGGGAUAACGCACUGAAUAGGAAGCCCGAAUACGUGAUGUUCGCACUGAUAUUUAUACUAUUCGGCCUGGCCAUUGUGGCCGCUUCGCUGAACUUGUUAGUACUUAGGUUUGUUACAAUGAAUACCGAGGACGAGCGUCGCGACGAAGCCCAGGCCAUGCAGUUUAUGUCCAAGUCCAGUUUAUGGACCAACGAGGCGCUGCAAGUGGCUGUGAAGCUGGAGGGCGAUGUGAUAACAUCCAACGGAUCCAUUCUGAGCGGCUACGAGGGACACGACGGCCAGUCGCUGAACGGCACCAACACCUCGUCCAUGUGCUCGUGCCACUGCAUGUGUCUUAAUGGGAACCGACAUAAAAAAGAAAACCACUUUGGCCGGAACAAUGAUGCAGAAAACCAAUACAAACUGCGUCGAUCGCCCACACACAUCCGGCAUUUGCUGCCGGAGGUGGUGCCCAUGCAGGACCUGAACUACGACUACGAUACCCAGAGCAUGCACACCCUGGCCGAUCGAGGGACCGUGGACAGCAGCUACAUGGGUGUGGACAUGGUGGACUCAACCACCCACGGAUCACCGCUCCGACCACACAAACUCUUAAAGCGUAAUGUAUCGCUAUUGUCCUUCCGCAUCUAGGAUGAGAGGCUGGUUGAGGAUCAGAAACUGGCGGAUCGUCUGAAACAACGAAGUGGCGGUCCAUCCCGUGGAGCAGUAGCAGUGGAGCUGCUCUCGCCAAAAAACGACUUACAAAUCGAAAGUGAUAACAAGGCUCUAAUAGUACUUAAAUACUAAUUUAGAUUCUCCGGCUGAAUGUAGUACACGAGUGAUUGGGUGGAUUUGAUUCGAUAAUAUCCCCCAGGAUGCUAUUUGUGUGCAUUUACAAUGUGAAUUAGAGCAUAGUGCGUAAAUCUAUACAUUUUAGUGGGCAUGAUAGAGACUAAACCUAUACAAUUGAAUGAAAACCACUGCCAUUUCCGAGCGAUUGAUCCGAAAAAAAAAAUAAAAACGGCUCAACAUAUGGAACGGCAAAGCUCACUAGUCCUCUUACUAUUUUAAUAUCUAACUUCACUCACAAAAUAUCAUAAUAGACAGACCUAAAAAAUUGUAGAGAAUGCCACUCAACCAAUAUAUAGCCAUAUAACACUUUGUUCUUAAAAAAUCCACUUCUUAUUUGGUUAAAUGUACAUUUUUGAAAUGUAUCUGAACAAUACAUAUAUCUUUUAUUACUUUUAUAACUUUGAAUUAAAUUAGUUUUUAAUUUAAUGUUUUCGAUCAAGACCGUAUAAACGUAGUGUAUUAAGGAUAAAUGCUGUAAAUAAUCUAUAGCCGAUAAAUGGUAGAUAAUGUUUAAAAUCCAUUUUAUUCCGACUUAUUAUGAUUACGAGAUAUUUCGAAACUUGAUAUUAGUUUAAUAUUACGGUGCGCAUAUUGUAGUUAGUAUAGUCGCAUGACCGGCGACAUCUCCAGCUCGAUGAUCUACCGAUGAAGUGUCAAAAACUUAGCUAGAAGCCCCAAUACAUAUUUCCAGGCAGUUCCAGUGCUCCUGUGACUCCGCAAUGUGCCAAAUAUCUCAUUCGUACGUGCUAAAAUAAUUAAUUAUAUUAAAGCCGUGCGUUUGUUACAGACAUGCAGUCUUUAGCCCCAAAGACCUUCCCCAGUCGCAUUUAUGCAAAGAAUGCAUUUAGUUAUAGAUGUAGAUAAUGAUGAACCGAAUUCCCCACACUAAUAGCAUCAUUAAUCCAUUCCACGGAUAUUAUUUUGCCGCAUUUGCAUUUAAAUAGAUUAUAAAACACACUUAUAAGUCGAUGCAUUUCCCCCCAAAAAAACCUCAAAACCCAUUGCUCACUCGAGACGUUUAACGCUUAAAUGAACUUUAUCCUUAUGUGCUUUGUAUAUAAAUAGUAUAUGUAUUUAAAUUAAUAAAGAUAAUUACUUUAAAUAAUGAUAUAUUGUUCGAACCGAAACUAUGUCAGUUGAAAAACUCAGUUAUGUAUUUCAUUUACCGAAUUCCAGGUUUUUAGAAUUUAGGUUUAUUUUAAAUUUUCAAAAUUUUAAAUAUCUAUAUUCAAUUUCCGUCAAGUGGUUCAAGAAACAAAACACUGGAUUUCUUUAAAUUCUCAUUAUAGAAAGGAAAUUGUAAUUUUUAUUCAGGCAAAUAAUGCAAAUUAGGUAAAAUAAGACGACUUUGUAAUAUACUUAUAUUUCGAAAUUACAAAAGAAAAAAUAAAACCAACUAAAUUUAUAACAUAUAUGAUUAAAGUGUCUUUCUUUUUAUUCCGAAAUCUGAUAUAUACCAACCCCCCAUUUAUAAAAAAGUCAAGCUUCACAUAACUUUAUCAUUUUUAUUGAAGUUAAUCAUAUAGACAAUUUUUGAAGUGUUCCCUGUUGCACAAGUCGCAGUACUUCGAUUCUACUGAAUCGGCCAAACGAAUCCAUAGAUUGCUUAUUUUUUUUUAAGAUUUGGCCCAGCGGGUGGGUGGGACUUGCCAGACUUGCCGACGCAGAUAAUAAGAUCCAAAAUUUUAAAAUAUACAAAAAAUGUCGACAC